AUGUCGCUUGCAAUGCCUUCUAUUGUAGGGGCCUUGGCUUGCCAAAAAAAUUCUUUUUUGAAGACUCUCCAAACUGUGGUUAUGUCAUGCAAGGAAUAUGAGGCGCUUUCUCCAUCAAAAGAAAAACAAGGGAAGAAGAACGCUCAAGCGAAAGAAAAAUUGUACGCUGUGGAAUUCAAAGAUACAGUUCUUUUCCCUGAGGGAGGCGGUCAGCCAAGCGACACUGGGGCUAUCAUCUUGCCGAAUGAAACAGCUAUAGAGGUUCAGCAGGUUUUACGUCAAGGUUUGAAAGCCGUACAUGUUGUUCCACAACCUGUAGAAAUUGGAACCAAUGUCACUUUGAAAGUAGACUGGGACCGCAGAAUUGAUAUCAUGCAACAGCACACGGGGCAACAUUUAAUAUCGGCGGUUUUCGACACUUAUGACUUGGAAACUUUGAGCUGGUCUAUGGGUGACAUGAUCAACUAUAUCGAAUUACCGAAGAAGGUUGACGACGACAUUUUGGAAGAAGUUAGCCAGAAAGUCAAUGAUCUCAUUUUGCAGGCCAUUCCCAUCACUGUCACCACUCCUGAUGAACAUGGAGGAGAAAUUGAUACUUCGCACAUCCCAGAUGAUUAUGAUUUGUCUAAAGGUAUCAUUCGGAUAGUCAAGAUUGGGGAUCUUGACGCAAAUCCUUGUUGUGGAACUCAUUUAACUUCGACCAGUCAAGUUCAAGGUGUAUCUUUCUUACACCAAGCAAACAUCAGAGGUGGGCAUUCUAGAUUACAUUUCGUUUGUGGUUCUCGCGUCUCCAAGCUUUUGACCUCGUACCAUAAGAUCUUGAAGGAUACACUGGGUUCGCUGUUGUCAUGCCUGAUUGAAGAAGUUUCUCAGAAGGUUUCUGACCUUAAUAUGAAUUAUAAAAAGUCUCAAUCACGGGAAAGUUCUUUGCUCAAAGAACUUGCCAAGAUUCGUGCUGACGAGGUGUUCAACAUUUUCAAGAAUAAAACAGCUACAUUGGCGACUGAGUACAGAAGCGAUAAUUCUGCUGAGUACCUUACACUCUUUCAAAAGGAACUUUUAACGUUGAUUAAUGGAAAUAAGGAUUCCGGUGUCAACUUAACAGACAGUUGCACGAUCGUUCUUAUCAAUGGGGAUUACAAAUCCGGAACUGGCGGGAUGGUGAAAAUCAUGGGACCGCGUGCGGAAGAGAUCCAAGGAGAGCUCAAGAAACUUUUGUCAAACUUGAAAGGUGGUGGCAAGGGUGCCAGCUUUCAAGGCAAAAUCACCCGGUACGAGAAGGGCGAGCUCGAAAGUGUGUUGAGGUAUUUAGAACUGGAGAGUAAUUAG
Clavispora lusitaniae ATCC 42720 is the source of this 1329-nucleotide messenger RNA. Its product is annotated as putative alanine--tRNA ligase. NCBI's taxonomy places the organism in Eukaryota, Fungi, Ascomycota, Pichiomycetes, Serinales, Metschnikowiaceae. Gene Ontology annotation, molecular function: ATP binding; Ser-tRNA(Ala) deacylase activity; aminoacyl-tRNA ligase activity. The record is from RefSeq and is a predicted model, not a curated record. Gene Ontology annotation, biological process: tRNA aminoacylation; regulation of translational fidelity.